This is a messenger RNA of Felis catus (domestic cat), 2547 nucleotides long. RefSeq names its product L-lactate dehydrogenase A-like 6A. Lineage: Eukaryota; Metazoa; Chordata; Mammalia; Carnivora; Felidae. Gene Ontology annotation, molecular function: oxidoreductase activity, acting on the CH-OH group of donors, NAD or NADP as acceptor. Gene Ontology annotation, biological process: carboxylic acid metabolic process. The record is from RefSeq and is a predicted model, not a curated record.
AGAGCUUGACACGGGGCCUCUAACUCAAGAACCGCGAGAUCGUGGCCUGAGCCGAAGUGGGAGCCUUAACCGACUGAGCCACCCAGGCACCUCUUAUUCUUUAAUAUUUAAUUUCAUGAUGGGGUGAGUGGAGCUGAACGAUUGGGGGAAAAUGUCUAAAAAGGCCCUUGAGGGAGAGAGAAUGAAAAAAAGUUUGAGAAACAGCUGCUCUACUUCUUAGAAAAGAAUUUGUCAGAUGUGUAUUAUGUAUUACGAUUCACAAAUGAGUUAGGAAACACUUAAUUAGGUAGAACGUGGUGGGACAAGAGAACAGAAGCCUUGGUGUAUCCCAGACUAAAGGAUGAGAGGGGAAUUUUGGGUUCUGCAUUUAACUACCACAUAAAUGAGUUGAGCUUUCCCAUACCCCUGUGAAAAUUGUUAUCAAUUAGCCCUGCACUGAUCAAGUUCUUAGGGUUUCAUAUUUUAUUUAAAAAGCCCCUUUGCAUAGCAGGCUUUUAAAUUUUUACUUAUUCACUUUGUGGGUGGUUAAAAGUAGCAGUGAGGUCCCUUUCUCCUGCAGCUCUGGGAAAAAGUUAGCAACGGAGAGUCAAGAAGUCCUAUUGGAUACAUCCAGACAAGGUUUGGUUAGAAAUACAUUUACUUGGGCUUUCCAGUGGAUGGGUUUUGGGCAAAUGGUACCCCAUUUGAUAGCUGGAGGCUCUCUAACUCAUUGUUAUCUUUUGCACCUCGUGCUCUUUGAGCCCAGGAGCCCAAGGAGCCUCCCUGAAACCCACCAACUACAAAAAUGGCAGCCCUCCGCUGGUGCAGGUGACAAGCUGCAGGCGCAGGCCGGGCACAGGCCAGACACGAUGCACCAGAACCCUCAUUCUGGCCUCGCUUCUGCGCCAGGUGUGCUACGACCAAAACGAGGCCCGCAGCCUUGCGCAGCCUCACUAGCCAAUGGUUUUCCUUCUUGAGGCCUCAACCAGCUUUUCUGUGGUUUUCCUCCAUUCUCUCCAUCUGCCUCUCGAGGCGGCGGCCAUGAGCUGGGCUGUGGGAGUUCUGUAGAUGAGCUGCAGCGUGGUCGCCGUGGGAGUGAAUUUCUUUUGCCUGAGGAUGGCUCUGUGUCCCUUGCAGCCUGCACACAUCCCUGUCAGAGGUGGCUGGCGUUUUUCCUCACUCUGUUAGGUUUCCAAGAUGGCGACUAUCAGUGAACUUCUUAAGAAUUUCACUUCAGAGGAGGCCAUUCAUCACAAUAAGAUCUCCAUUAUAGGAACUGGAUCGCUUGGAACAGCCUGUAUAAUCAGCAUCUUACUAAAAGUAAUGAUGGAUGAGCUUGCCUUUGUGGAUGUUGGUGAAGGCAAACAGAUGGGUGGGACAGUGGAUCUUCAACAUGGUAGCCCUUUCAUGAAAAUGCCAAACAGUGUUUCUGGCAAAGAUUACCUUGUCACUGUAAACUCCAACGUAGUGAUUAUCACAGCAGGUGCACGCCAGAUAAGAGGAGGAGAAACACACCUUGAUUUAGUCUAGCGAAAUGUGUCCAUGUUUAAAUGAAUGAUUCCCAGUAUUACCCAAUAUAGUCACCGCUGCAAACUGAUUAUUGUUUCCAGUCCAGUGGGUAUCUUAACUUAGGUAGCUUAGUUGAGUGCAUUUCCCCAAAACCGUGUUAUUGGGAAUGACUGUAAUCUGGACACUGGCCAUUUCUGUAUCUUGAUUGGGCAGAGGCUUGGCAUCCAUUCUGAAAGCUGUCGUGGGUUGGUCUUUGGAGAGCAUGGAGACUUGAGUGUUCCUGUAUGGAGUGGUGGGGUCCUUCUGAAGAAUCUGAACUCAGAUAUAGGAACUGAUAAAGAUCCUGAGCAGCGGGAAAAUGUCCAGAAAGUAGUAGUUGCCAGUAGUUAUGAGAUGAUUAAAAAGAAAGGAUAUACUUCUUGGAGUGUUGCCCUAUCUGUAGCUGAUUUAACAAGUAUUUUGAAGAAUCUUAGGAGAGUGCAUCCAGUUUCCACCAUAAGUAAGAGCCUCUAUGGAAUAAAAGAAGUAUUCCUUGUUGUUCCUUGUAUCCUGGGAGAGAAUGGUAUUACAGAUCUCACGAAGGUAAAGGUGACCCCUGAAGAGGAGUCUCGUUUGAAAAAGAGUGCAGACACUCUUUGGGAAAUUCAGAAGGAGCUCGAGCUUUCAAGUUACUUAAGGCUGCCAUUCUGAAGUUACGGAAGAAGAGACCGUGGUUACAGGAUAUGUAGCAAACUUUCGAAUAAACCUGAAUUCCUAAAAGUGGAAAAAGGGAAAACAGUGACUUCUCUGUUUAGCAGCUGGGGGUUGGAGGACAGUUUAUGCAGUUGCUACAUGACUGCAGUUCUGGCACACGCAAGCGUGUGUUUGCCAUUUGGUCCAAAAUGAAUGGAUGAUGUGUGUUUACAGACGUUCUGAUUCUUUUGUCCUGGCUGGCUGAUACCUAUGUUCAUUUAUACCCUAUAAAAAAAGCUACAAGUUCCUCUACAAUAUAAAAAUGAACAUACACACAAAAAUGGUAGUUCCAAAACUAGUAUUAAAUCAAACCUUGAUUUGACCUUG